UGUGCGUGUCUAAGCUUCACGACGAAGACUCAUACGGCGCAGGUUAAAGACAGCAUUUUUUCCACCCACCGGUGCGCAUCUUAAACUCCCCCUCAAAUUCCUCAAAAUAUAAAAACCCUACUUCAAUCUGCAAUUCAUCCGAUUCAAGGGAAGAAGAGUGGUUUAUCAUCUUCCUCUGGUUGAAAUUUUAUGUACAGCACUGUGUGAAUUAUCAGAUUAUUAUUAUUUUUUGUUUGGUUUCGCCGAUCGAUGAGAGACGCCGAAAAUGUCCAAGGUGAAACACUUUCUGCGCAAGCUUCACAUCGGCGAUCACCAUCUGAGGCCGCCGGCCGCGCUCGAUCCUUCCCCUCGGACGGAUUCUCCGCCGGCGGCACAGCCGCCGGCCACCUCGUUGCCGUCGCCGUCUGAUUCGGCUCAAGUGGCGACGGAUAACGGGAGCUCGAGCGGCGGCAGCUUCAAUUUCUUCGAGGAGGAGUUCCAAAUGCAGCUGGCGAUGGCGAUUAGCGUCUCGGAUCCGGGUCAAAGCCGCGUUGACCCGGAGACUGCUCAAAUCAAUGCGGCAAAGCAGAUUAGUCUCGGCUGUUCCCCUUCCCAGAAGCCCUCUGAGUUUAUGUCGCUCCGAUAUUGGAGCUGUAAUGCUGUGAAUUAUGAUGAGAAAAUAGUGGACGGUUUCUAUGAUGUUUGUGGAGUAGAUUCAAAUUUGGUGGUUCUAACGAAAAUGCCAUCACUAGCUGAACUGGAAGCAACUUCUGCCUUGGAUCACAUUGGUUGUGAGGUUGUUUUAGUGAAUCGUGCAGUUGAUAUUGAACUUCGGAAACUUGAGGAAAGAGUGCAUUUUAUGUCCAUGAGUUACCAUGCUCUGGACAGGACCUUGAAUACUAGACUUCUGGUUCAAAAAAUUGCCAAGCUUAUUGUUGAAAGAAUGGGAGGCCCUGUUUCUGACGUGGAAGACAUGUUCAGAAGGUGGAGAGCAAGGAAUCAAGAGUUAAGAAUAUAUUUGAAUACAAUCAUUCUUCCCCUUGGUUGCCUUGAUAUUGGACAUUCGCGUCAAAGGGCCUUGCUAUUCAAGGUACUUGCUGACACAAUCAACCUUCCAUGUAAGCUAGUCAAAGGAAGUUAUUAUACUGGCACUGAUGAGGGAGCUGUGAAUUUGAUAAAAUUGGAUGAUGGCAGUGAAUACAUAAUUGAUCUGAUGGGAUCUCCGGGCACACUCAUUCCCGCUGAGGUACCUAGUGGUCAUCCACUAAAUUUUGGGCUAGAGGCAAGGAGUAUUUCUACUUUUGCUGGUAUUGACAGCAUGUUGGGUACUGCAGAAUCUAAUAAAGGGGGUAAGAUUAGUUUCUUUGCACCCAGUGUGGAUGACACUCAGAAAUCUGCUGGUUCAAGUUCAGAAUCAUCUGCUAUUGCCAUGAAAUCAAAUAUAAAAGGCGGGAAAAUAUCACGAAAAAUGCAGACCAAGCAGUUGGAACAUGAUCAUCGAGAUCUCUAUGUUCCACCAACAGUAUAUGAAGAGUCAUCAUGUGCUGGGAACUAUAAAUUAAGCGGACGGGACUCAUGUCCUGAAGAUGCUUCCUAUUAUGCUUCUAGUGCCGCCAGGGAAGCAGAAUUCCAUGGGGAAGUUCCUACCUUAUGUACUGAGGAGUAUGCACUGGCACCCAAUAAUUUUCCUUUAAACAUGAAUAACUAUGAUAUCAGGGAAGACAAAAUGCUGGAAAUUAAUGGUCAAAUGAGGAGAGGCAGAUUGGUUGACCAGUGCCAGGCAGAGAUAAAUUUGACUACAAAUGAGCACCCUCUUGUACCUGAUACUAGGUUGCAGUUAUUUAACCUGCCCUGUAACAGUAGCAGGGAGCAGCCAGCUGUAGGAUUGGGGACACAACUGUUUAAACAGGACUCGGGAGGAAAUAACCUGGCUCUUAAUAUUCCAGGGGAACAAAAUGUGCUUGUGCGUGAUAGAAAUGAGGGGAUUAUUAUCGAUUAUGAUACUCUGAUUGGUAGAGAACUUGCUGAUUUUUCUGGAAAUGCGGAAGCUAUGUUAAUGUCUGGCAAUGAUCAAUCAAAUGUUAACAUGAUCCACGACGUGCAAAUUGAUCCUGUGCUAAAUGGAGUUGCCGAGAUAUUAUGGGAGGAUCUUCAAAUUGGCGAACGUAUUGGUAUAGGGUCAUAUGGUGAGGUCUACCGAUCAGAAUGGAAUGGAACGGAAGUUGCAGUGAAGAAGUUUAUGAACCAAGAUAUCUCAGGUGAUGCACUUGCACAAUUUAAAUGUGAGGUUGAGAUCAUGAUGAGGUUGAGACAUCCUAAUGUUGUUCUUUUCAUGGGAGCUGUGACGCGGCCCCCAAAUUUGUCUAUAUUGACAGAAUUUCUUCCAAGGGGUAGUUUAUAUAAGCUGCUACACCGUCCAAAUAUCCAAAUAGACGAGAAAAGGCGUAUAAAAAUGGCGCUCGAUGUGGCAAAGGGAAUGAAUUAUUUGCAUACAAGCCAUCCAAUCAUUGUACACCGAGAUCUGAAGACUCCAAAUCUCCUUGUUGAUAAAAAUUGGGUGGUUAAGGUUUGUGAUUUUGGGAUGUCACGUCUUCAGCACCAUACUUUUCUAUCUUCAAAGUCAGCUGCUGGGACGGCCGAGUGGAUGGCCCCAGAGGUCCUGAGGAACGAACCAUCUAAUGAGAAAUCUGAUGUAUAUAGUUUUGGAGUCAUACUAUGGGAACUGGCAACUCUGUUAGUACCAUGGACUGGGAUGAACUCGAUGCAGGUUGUUGGAGCUGUCGGAUUCCAGGGUCGACACCUGGAUAUCCCACACACAGUCGAUCCCCUUGUAGUGGACAUAAUAAACGAUUGUUGCUGUAGAAACCCACAGGCACGGCCUUCUUUUGCACAGAUUAUUACCCGACUCAAGGGUCUGCAACGCCUCACUGUAAAGCUAUAGAAAUCGGCAUUUGAUGUUGGUGUAGAGAAUAGGGAAAAAGCUUGUUUUGGACCCAAAAAUCAAGUAUGAUAAGAGGUAAGAAUCACAGUCAUAUUGGGAACUCGAGAAGCCUUCAACUUCAAAAACUGCAGUGGAGGGAAAAAAAAAAGGCGUUAAUUAGUUGGUGUAGACCUUAAAAAAGGGAAGAGAAAAAUGGUAAAAUGACCAUCUCUUCGUGUUUCUAGGAUCGAAUCAAUGUAGUAUUAUCUAUUUGUAAGAACCUCGAAUAAAAAAAGAGGAUGAAAGAAAAAAAGAAAAAAAGAGUUUUUGCAUCUGUUGAGAUCAUCAAGUGAGCAAGUGUAAAAAUAGGUCUCUGCAGGUUUGUACCCGAAGAAGAGUUUCUUUCUAAAGAAAGUGGAAAUUGCAACUUCAAUCCGUUUAUGUAAAAGUAAAACUGUCGUCGUUUGUUUUAAUUGUGUACCGACCAUGAUCAAUCAUGAGGAGAAAAAAUGGUGAAUGUUGUGAACAACUCAAUUCGACUCUGAAUGUGGAGAACCUGUCUAAUCG
Striga asiatica is the source of this 3466-nucleotide messenger RNA. Lineage: Eukaryota; Viridiplantae; Streptophyta; Magnoliopsida; Lamiales; Orobanchaceae. The record is from the annotation of a GenBank genome assembly.